AUGACUUUCUCCAGCCUGUCCUAUCCAGAAUGUGGGGUGGCCCGACCCAGUCCAGUUACUGGCAGCGCCAACGAGCCGUGCGUUAGGCAGUGCCCUGACUCCGAAGUGGUGAUCAGCCCCUCACCGGUUGUCGUGACCCUCCCCGGACCAAUUCUCAGCAAUUUCCCUCAGCAGAGUGACGUGGCAGCCAUAGGAGCACCUGUGAUCGGAGCUGGUUUCGGAGGCUCAUUCGGUUUGGGGGGAUUGUACGGCUAUGGAGGUCAUUACGGAGGAUUGUAUGGUUUAGGGAGAUUAGGUGGUUACGGGGGCCUUUACGGUGACAGGGGAUUAUUGGGCCAUGGGGGAUACUAUGGUUACCCGGGCCUUUACGGUUAUGGGGGAUUAUUGGGCUAUGGGGGACACUGCUGUUACCCGGGCCUAUAUGGUUAUGGUGGAUUAUGUGGUUCUGGGAUAUCUUCCCAUAGGUACCUCAAUGGAAGCUUUGGGCCAUGUUAA
Messenger RNA from Mauremys mutica (yellowpond turtle), 495 nucleotides. Its product is annotated as claw keratin-like. The transcript has a single exon. Gene Ontology annotation, molecular function: structural constituent of cytoskeleton. Gene Ontology annotation, cellular component: intermediate filament. The coding region runs from base 1 to 495 and encodes 164 amino acids. The record is from RefSeq and is a predicted model, not a curated record. Lineage: Eukaryota; Metazoa; Chordata; Testudines; Geoemydidae.